UGUCAGUGAACAUGUCUAUCCAAAAUUUUUGAUCUUCACACAGAAACAGAUCUAGAAUUUGCAACCGCUAUGAUAAUAUGCAUCAAAAAACGAACUAGAAAUUUAAAAAUUUGAAAAUUCUUCCAGUCUUGUAGUCUUCUCAGCGUGUUUGCUGUGUUCAUUCUAACUUGCACGAAUUAUGUUUCAGAACAGCUAGUAGUGAAACAGAAUGUGUGAAAAAUCCUGCGUUGCCUUUUGUAAACAAUUAACCCUUGAGGACGUAGAAAAAACAGCAAACUUCUUAAAAUCAAAAGUUGACAUUCAACCUCGCAUUGGCAUUAUUUGUGGAACUGGUCUAGCUGGCAUCACCUCCCUUCUCAAUAAUCCAGAAGUCAUCCCUUACGCAAAUAUUCCGUACUUCCCCAUUGCCACCGUCGCCGGCCACGGCAACAAGCUCAUUUUCGGCUACCUCGGCCCCACCCCCGUGGUUUGCAUGCAAGGCCGCUUCCACUUUUUCGAAGGCUACCCCCUCUGGCAAGUCGUCUUUCCCGUCCGAGUGAUGAAACUCCUCGGGAUCUCCACGCUCGUGCUCACCAACGGCGCCGGAAGCAUCAACAACUCCUACGCCGUCGGCGACAUCAUGUUCAUCAAGGAUCACAUCAACCUGGUGAACUUCGGAGGCAUGAACCCCCUUCAAGGGUACAACGACGAGAGCUUCGGCCAGAGGUUCGUCCCCAUGAACGAAGUGUACGACCUCAAUAUUCUCAAGAUAGCCAAAACCACCGCCAAAGAGCUCAGAAUGAAGGGGAUACAGGAGGGGGUGUACGCCUGCGUGGGAGGACCGAGCUUCGAGACGGUGGCAGAAGCGAAGGCGCUUAAAGUGUUGGGGGCCGAUGUGGUGGGGACGUCGACGGUCCACGAAGUCAUCGCGGCCAAACACUGCGGGCUCAAGUGCUUUGCUUUUAGUUUGAUCACGACGAAGUGCCCCAUGGACUAUGGGGGGAAGAAUACGAUCAUGCACGAGGAUAUUUUGGCGGUGGGGAAGAGCAGGGAGGCGGAAGUGCUCAGGUUUAUGCAGAGGUUGUUUGCCAAUUUGGCGCAACAGAAUGCUGCGUAGAUUUUGUGUAUUUGGGAGAGAUAAUAAAAUGAUAACUGAAGAGUUUUUUACUGGUUCUAGAUUUUUAACUUGAGAUGUGCAGUUUUCGGACUAAAAUCAUAACUGACAACAAAACUUUUCAUUUCUGGGGUCAACUGACGUGCAUUUAUAUUCAAGAUGUCAAAAUCAGUGGUGGAAAAUAUACUGACCAUUUCAUAUGCAAGCGACACCCGUAAAUUAUUAAUUUUUUCGAUUGACUGGUUG
Messenger RNA from Zophobas morio, 1339 nucleotides. RefSeq names its product purine nucleoside phosphorylase-like. Gene Ontology annotation, cellular component: cytoplasm. Lineage: Eukaryota; Metazoa; Arthropoda; Insecta; Coleoptera; Tenebrionidae. Gene Ontology annotation, biological process: nucleoside metabolic process. The coding region runs from base 209 to 1096 and encodes 295 amino acids. The record is from RefSeq and is a predicted model, not a curated record. The transcript is spliced from 3 exons. Gene Ontology annotation, molecular function: purine-nucleoside phosphorylase activity.